AUGUGUCCGUGGCGCCACCUCGCUCUGCUCCUCUUGCUCGCGUGCUUGUUCCGGAGGCCGUGCUCAUCUGCCGCGGCGAGCGACACGCUCUCCGCUGGAGAUUCUCUCUCCGGGAACCGGACGCUGGUGUCGGCGGGAGGCGAGUUUGAGCUGGGCUUCUUCUCCCCGGCCGGAAACUCCAGCCACUACGUCGGCAUAUGGUACAAGCGGAUCCCGGGACGGACUGUCAUCUGGGUGAUGAACAGAGACUCCCCGGUCACCGACCCGUCGUCCGCGGAGCUAACCGUGGCUCAGGACGGCAGCCUACUCCUACUAACGACGAGAAACCGGUCGAAGGAUGCGAUUUGGUCAUCCAACUCGACACGUCCGUGCGACGAAGGCACGGCCGUGGCGGUGCUCCUCGACACCGGGAACUUGGUCCUGCGUGGCCGGUGCCGGCGGGGCGGCAACUCGUCGGCGAUCAUUUGGCAGAGCUUCGACCACCCGACCGACACGCUGGUGCCAGGCGGCUGGGUGGGGCUGAACAAGAGCACCGGCGCGUACCAGGCGCUCCGGUCGUGGCGGAGCGCCACCGACCCGUCCACGGGGCUGUACACGGACCGGGUCGACCCGCGCGGAUCGGCCCAGUACGUCUUCCUGUGGAACGACACGACCGUCUACCACCACAUCGGCGCCUGGAACGGGCGGUACUUCGUCCCCAUCCCCGAGAUGGGCACGUCGCCGGCCAAGUACACGUUCGUCUUCGUCAACAGCAGCGAGGAGGUGAGCUACUCGUUCCGCGUCGUUGACCAGUCGACCGUCUCGAGGCUGGUGAUGAGCCCUCACGGGCAGCUCACCAUGUACGACUGGUCCGACGCGUCCGGGCAGUGGUUGCUGCACUGGGCGACCCCCACGUCGCAGUGCGACGUGUACUCCGUGUGCGGUCCGUUCGGCCUCUGCGACGUGUCCAGCUCGCAGUACUGCCAGUGCUUGCCGGGGUUCCAGCCCGUGGCGCAGGGGGACUGGGUCAACCAGCUCUGGAGCGCCGGCUGCGCGAGGAAGACGACCUUGAAGUGCAGCGGCAACGCGCCAUCGACGGAUGGGUUUCUCCCGCUGCAAAAUGUCCAGCUGCCCGGCGGCUAUUCCCCGGUGGCUAAUGCGGGCAGCUCCGGAGGCUGUGCGUCGGCGUGCCUGAGAAACUGCUCUUGCACGGCUUUUGCUUACAGAGACGGCUGCUUGGUGUGGGACGGUGACCUUCGGAACGUUCAGCAGCUCUCCGUCGGCGAUGCCGGGGGUUCUACUCUGUUCCUCAGAGCCGCCGCCGCCGACCUUGCUGCUGCAAACCAGAGACAUGGUCGCUUUCCCAUCCUUGGCGUGUCCUCUGCUAUUGUUCUCGCGAUAAUCUGCCUGCUGGUCUUCGUUAUUGCCAGGGUUCGACGCCGUGACGAGACCGUGCACCAUGACGGCUCUCUCCUCGUGUUCAGCUAUGGUUACCUCGCACACUACGGGAUGAUGCUCCUGGAGCUCAUCUCCGGGCGGAGGAACCGUGACGCCGCGGCGCCCGGCGCCGGUGGCUGCUACUUCCCGCUCUGGGCCGCGACCAAGGUCCGCGAGGGGCAGUUCCUGGCGCUGCUGGACGAGCGGCUGGCGGUGGCGGGGCACGCGGACGUGGAGGAGGUCGGCCGCGCGUGCAACGUCGCGUGCUGGUGCAUACAGCAGAGCGAGGCGCUCAGGCCGACCAUGGGGCAGGUGGUGCAGGUCCUGGAGGGAUCGCUCCGCGUGGGCACAGCGCCCGUGCCGAGGUUCCUCGAGCAUUUGUAUGCAGAGGAUUCGUGUACAUUCUGA
Messenger RNA from Miscanthus lutarioriparius, 1824 nucleotides. The record is from the annotation of a GenBank genome assembly. Lineage: Eukaryota; Viridiplantae; Streptophyta; Magnoliopsida; Poales; Poaceae.